GUGCAGCUGUCACCACAUGUUGCUACUGCGGCACAGGAGUAUGGCGUCGGCUAUGUUUCCGGCGGGCUGCUCUCGUAGUUCGCGCAUCCUCCUCCUCCCAUCCACCUCCUUCGCGCUUCUUGCAGAUUCAACACGUUACGAGCUCAACUCCUCCUUCGCCAGAUUCCUCUCCUCUUAGUUGCAGAGGCGCGUGGCCUGGAUGGUCGGCUCUGGAUGUGUUGGUUUUUGAUGCUGGAACUUGAGCACAGUGGUGGUGAUGGUCCAACAUGGGGAGAUUGGUUGAUUGUUUAGCAGGGAGGACUGGAGUCUGUAGUGACGAGUGAAUCGUUGGUUCAGUUUGUUCCAUCAUCACAUGGUGGCGUUGAGUUGAAUGUAGGUUUCAUGUUGUUGUUGUUGUUGUUUAUUUUGUUUUGUUUGUUUUUUUUCCCCUCUGUGUGAAGAAUGGUGAGCGUGCCUUGACAUUGUAGAGUGCGAUCACCGAAUAGUGUUUCGCGGGAGGUGAAAAGAUGCAGCUGGAUGGGAUCGGGAGUGGAAGCGUUGCGGGUGCGUAGAUCUGAGCUCUGAAGGCGAAGUGGAUCUUUGAGCGAAGCGAAGAUCACUCCGCCUUGCAUAUGAAAUAAAGGCGUUAGAAUCGAUGGGGAUUGUCGCUGGAGCAGGUUUGGGUAGGGGCAACUACUUUGGCAGGAUGGAAUUGGGGAUGUGCGGAGGUACUACAGUGUCUACCUCCUGUCAGAAUUGCUGCCUUGAAGCUCGCUCGUCCUUGUUGAAGAUCUCACUCGGAACUACGUUUCAUUUACUCAAAUCGAGCUCAGUGAGACAAUUCCCUCGCAAGACUUCUGCAGGGUGGUGUGCAGCGAGACGUGUCAAUGCUACCAUAGCAACGGGGAAUGGCGCCUUCACUGGCGGGAAUAGGACGGAGGAUAUAAGCGAGGCGCUCUCAAGAGUCGUGCCACCUUUUCAAUCGGAGAAAGACAGCGCAGUGUUUAGGGUGAUCCUGGCUGCCAUUGCCAGUGUGGCACUUGCGGCAGAGAAGCAGAGACGUCGCGAAAAGACCGAAGUUCCCUUGGACGCCCUUCGACAAGGGCGUCUUGUGGAGAGCAGGCUAGUGUAUCGGCAAACGUUCGUGAUUCGCUCGUAUGAGAUUGGAGCUGAUAGAACCGCAUCUAUUGAGGCUAUGAUGAACCAUUUCCAGGAGACUGCCUUGAAUCACGUAUGGAUGUCGGGUCUUGCGGGAGAUGGCUUCGGUGCAACACACGCGAUGUCAAGAAAUAAUCUGAUCUGGGUCGUCACUCGGAUGCAAGUUCACGUUGAGCAAUAUCCUGUUUGGGGGAAUGUCGUUGAGAUGGACACAUGGGUGGGAGCCUCUAAGAAGAAUGGAAUGCGUCGAGAUUGGCUUGUCCGAGAUCUGAAAACAGGACAGAUUUUAGCUCGAGCUACCAGCACAUGGGUGACAAUGAACAAAGAAACAAGGAAGCUUUCCAAGAUGCCUGAGGAAGUAAGGGCCGAGAUCUCUCCCCAUUUUCAUGAGAGAUCCGCGAUGAAUGACCAGAGUGAAGUAACGCAGAGGAUCUCCAAGAUCAAUGGCUCUGCCGAAUAUGUCCACUCAGGCCUAAUGCCGAGACGCAGUGAUUUGGACAUGAACCAGCAUGUGAAUAAUGUGAAGUACAUUGGUUGGAUGUUGGAGACUGUUCCGCCUGCCGUGUUGGAUAGGUAUGAAUUGGCUACCAUGACGCUAGAGUACAGGCGAGAAUGUGGACAGUCUGAUAUGGUUCAAUCCCUGACCAGUCUUGAGUCUUCCACCUCGGACCAGUCUCAGGGCACAGCCUCCUCCUCGGAGUCCAAUGGGCCAUCUAACGGGGAAUGUAACGGAGCCUCGAGCACGGGAUCUAAGGGGACCUCGAAUGGCUUCCCUCACGCAACAGCGCCGCCGACGAGGAUGCAUGAGAUCAAAGACACAGAUGCAGGCGACUUGCGAUUUGUACACUUGCUGCGUAUGGAGAGUGAUGGAACUGAAAUAGUACGGGGAAGAACACGGUGGAGACCGAAGAACUAGCCCCUUCACAAUUCUCGUGGUUUCAGCCCCUGGCCUCUUCGACUCCAUUAACUGUAGCCUUGGAUUCCUCGAACAAUGGAGGAAUCCAAUGCUAUUCGUUACAAUAAGGUGUUAAAGGCUAUUUUUUUUUUUUACCGUUGUACAGUAUAAAAGUUGUAGUUCAUGCUUCUGCUCGCCUUACAUCUUGAAAGAAAGUUCUGCAGAUUACACCCUUUUCCCAUGACCAACUUGUACAGUUGUAUGCUUGUAAUCCAAGAUAAAUUCCUAUUUUUCACCA
Molecule: messenger RNA, 2330 nt
Organism: Physcomitrium patens
Lineage: Eukaryota; Viridiplantae; Streptophyta; Bryopsida; Funariales; Funariaceae
Product: palmitoyl-acyl carrier protein thioesterase, chloroplastic
Biological process (GO): fatty acid biosynthetic process
Molecular function (GO): fatty acyl-[ACP] hydrolase activity; acyl carrier activity
Source: RefSeq, a predicted model, not a curated record